AUGAGAGUCAAUUCAAAGGAACUUGGGUGUGUAUCGCCGUCUUGGAAUUCGUCUUUUGAAGGUAUCCUCUAUUGGAAACAAAAAGUAGAUUCGCGAUCAAAACGUGGCUGUGUUUUUUCUGAACACUGGUGCCGAUUGAAAGGAAACAUUCUGCUUCUUUGCCGUUCUCCCGAUAGAACGAGCAAUGAAAUCUCAGGUGUGGUACUGUUAGAACAUUUCACUGUGUCGCGUACUAGAGAUGAAGAAAUAUCCUACUCAUUUCGUCUAGAUUUCGAUUCCGGUGAUAAACCUCUUGUAUUUGUCGCUCGCUCUGAAGAUGAGGCAGAGAAGUGGUGUCAUCACCUUAACAAGGCACAACUGGCACCUAGGUUACGGCGUUUUAUUUUGCUUCGUGAUGAAAUACGGAGAAUCACAGGAUCUGAUCCACUGGAAGCUGGAGUUUCUGGUAGUUCAGUUACCACACCAACUAUCGUUGAGGAAGGUUCACUGAAUGACGAGGGACUUGAAAUUAUUCUGAAAUGCCUGAAUAUUGGAGACAUGGCGCAUCCUAAUGAGCUUCCUAAUACUUGUCUAUUUGUGUCUGUAUCAACUUCACUGAAGAAUAAUUGGACUCCAGUUGGGGCAACCGAGAUAAUUGAAUCCUCUCGGAACCCAGUUUUUUCGAAAACAAUAUUUCUGCGCCACGAUUUAAUUGAUGAGAACAAUUCAAUACGGUUCAGUUUAUUCGAUAUUAAAGAUGUAAAAUCAAAUGUAAGCGCUUUAAUCGGCGAAACAAUUACAACACUAAAAAAAUUAUUGGAUAGUUCAUCUCUUCUGUUACCAUUACGUGAUGAUUGUUCUAAAAUAUCUGUGAAGUAUGAAGGUUUAGAGACGACGAUCCCAUCAAUAAUUGUACAUUCAAGGAAACAGAAGCCAUUAGAUUUCACAGCAGCUAAGGUUGAUGCUAAUAUGUUGUCAUUACGUUCAGUAUGUGAUAAUCUAUUGUCUAAACGAUAUAAAUUUCAAGAUUCAAUCGGUGAGACAAUGCAUAUUAUUGAAUUUAUGGGUGAAUCAAAGCUAUGCUAUGCUUUCCCGAUAGAAUAUCUAAAAACUUUAAUUCAGUCAGAAUAUUUGAUAUAUGACUCUUUAUCUCGAACUGGAUCGUCGAAACCUGUUAUUGAAAGCUUACGAAAAGAACGAAUGAUUAGCAUGAAACAAACAUUGGAACGAUACGAAGCUAAUUUAAGAAAUUUAGUUGAUUACUCUGGUCCUCUAUUCAAAUCAUCUAGUGAACGUGCUAAUCCUCGCUAUGAUUUUGUUCCGACCAAUCUUCACGUGAAUCAGAUAGCUUUAACAGAUGUAGAUGGUCAACUAGUUUCCUCGCAUAAUAUAAUAUCUGUUGGUGCAUUCUCAUUGGCUUCUCGACGUUAUAAAUCUGGUGGAUUAUUUCGUAUGGCAUUCGAUACUAUGAUUACACCAACACGUACCUAUCCACCUUCAGAAUUAUCUUAUUUAAAUAUAUCAUCGGAAUCACCUGUAGCUUCUGCUACAUGUCUUUUAAAUACAAAACCAAUUGGUAAAUCUAUGGAUUUAUUAUAUCGUGGAACACAUUCUAUUGCUUUAUUAAGAUCCGAUUUAGCUGGUCUUAUUCAAAGAUUAAGCGCACCUGGACAAGCUGAACCAUUAGCUGAACGUAUGCAAAAAACUGUAUCGUCUAUACAAUGGAUAUUUUCAGAUAAAUUAUUAUCUAACUUAAAUGUUUUACCAAUUGUUUCAUGUGAUUUCGAAGUAAUUAUCACUUUACUUACACAAUUAUCAUCAAUAGAAAUAACGAAAUCAACAAAUUCACAACUAUCACAAUCCAGUGAUCGUGUAAUAAUUAUAAAUAAAAAGAAAAAUGAGUCUCGUGAAAGUUUAAUAGAUUCUUUAGAUAAAGCUGGUCAAAAAUUAUCGAUUACUUUAGAACGUAUAUGGGAAAGUGUAGCAUCAGUGCUAUGGGAUCAUGUCUUGUCAGGUCUUGCAGAUUUAUCAAAUCAACAAAGUCUAUCUGUUAGUAAAGAAGGUGGUGGUAAUUAUUCUGAUUUAAUUGCUGAAGCAGAACGUUCCGCUUAUCCUAAUAUGUUACCAAUAAAUGAUAAUGUACUUACUGCCGUUUCAAUUAUUCAAGAUUCAUUCAAUUAUCGACAUCAUGCAUGUGUUUGCCAGCUUUUAACCUCAGUUCUUACGGCGUUAUCAGUACAAAUACCCCUAUGGGAUCGCAAAGAUUGGGAACAAGCUGCUGUAUGUGGUGUCCUAGCUCAGUUUGAAGGCCUUCUAAGCUGCUAUGGUGACGAGCAAGGAAUGAUUGAAGAUUGGGCAUGGGCAAUUGAUUAUUUGUUGACGUAUCGUGUUACACUUCGUCCAUAUGGUAACUUUUCUGAUUCCGUAACUGAUACGAAUGAAAGAAAUUCCGAGGAUACUGACUCGAACGUUCCCACCUCGAACCGUUGUGAUGCUGAAGAAUUUCAUUUGGGUUUCAAAGUCACAAGAUUGAACGAAUGCGAGCUUUCUGUUCCUUGGAAAUCAUGGGUUCAUGCUCCUUCAGAAAUUCAAGCUCGUGGUCGUGUACGAAUUCGUUUACAUCCUGUCUCAUUUGUAGUCGGAAUCAAUGAACUACAAUCAGUUGCUGAAACUUUAGAUAAAACUGCUGUGCAAAACGCGGUAAACAAUCAUGGCUUAACAUCUUUACGCGCUUACUUCAAUCGAUAUACAAAGCAUUUUGGCGCUCCAGGUCGAACUGUUUCAAAUCAAGAUGUCUGGGAUUUACUCACAGAUAUUACACAUCAUCUUAAUACACCUGUUCGUUCAAAACCAGUUGAAGUGUUACAGUUAGCAUCAGAAAUUACUCAAGCAUUUCAUGGUUUGCGGAUAACAACUUGUAAAUCAGCUAAAGAUCGUACAGCUAUGUCUGUUACUUUGGAACAAGUUCAAUGGUUGAAAAGUGAAGGUAUGCAUGAAAGUUGUUUCACUAAAGCUCUUCAAUGUAUUCGAAGCACUGGUCUACGUUUAGAUAAUGUUAUGAAAAACACUGGUAAACGUAAAUACGCAUUCAAUCGUCUCCAGCUUUUAUCAUUUCCAAGAUUGUAUAGACCACCAAUGGGAACAUAUUCUACAAAUGUAUCAUCUUAA
Schistosoma rodhaini is the source of this 3147-nucleotide messenger RNA. The record is from the annotation of a GenBank genome assembly. NCBI's taxonomy places the organism in Eukaryota, Metazoa, Platyhelminthes, Trematoda, Strigeidida, Schistosomatidae.